This is a messenger RNA of Nothobranchius furzeri (turquoise killifish), 3490 nucleotides long. RefSeq names its product PDZ and LIM domain 5a (gene pdlim5a). The record is from RefSeq and is a predicted model, not a curated record. Gene Ontology annotation, biological process: actin cytoskeleton organization; muscle structure development; heart development. Gene Ontology annotation, molecular function: actin binding; muscle alpha-actinin binding. Lineage: Eukaryota; Metazoa; Chordata; Actinopteri; Cyprinodontiformes; Nothobranchiidae. Gene Ontology annotation, cellular component: Z disc; filamentous actin; adherens junction.
UUAAUGGGUAUAAAAGAGCAUUGCAUCCCUGCGUGGCCGUCUGAGAGUGUUUACUGGGAAGGUGGAUCGAGAAACCUGGGAACGCAUUGACCUUUCUGUUAAGCAAAUUUGAUUUUUUCAUUUUCCUCUUUGGAGUUUUCAUUAAGGAGCCAUCAGCAUCACCCGCGUGUGAUCAACACCAGACAGCGUUAUCACAGAGACCAUGAGCAGCAACUACAGCGUCACUCUUUUAAGCCCUGCCCCCUGGGGCUUCAGGCUGCAGGGAGGAAAGGACUUCAGCAUGCCUCUCACCAUCUCCAGGCUUACUGAUGGUGGGAAAGCAGCUAAAAGUGGAAUCGCCAUUGGAGACACGGUUCUUUCCAUCGAUGGGAUUUCGGCGGACGGCAUGAACCACCUUGAAGCUCAGAACAAAAUCAAGAAUUGUACCGGCAACCUCAGCCUCACUCUGCAGAAAGCCUCCAGUGUCUGUAAACCCCCUCCUGUGGCACCAAAGGGCGACAGAUCAGACAUCAUAAAACCAGUAGCCAUCACUCAUCCACCUCCUCCACCCCACCCCCAGCCUAAUUGCCCUGCUCCCUACAACAAGGUGCCAAGACCUUACGGGGGACCCUCACCCCAGAGAGAGUGUUGUCCUUCACAGUCACCUUUUACCGCAGUCAUCCCCUCCCAAUCUUCUGCCUUCACUCCUGCCUUCUCCCAUGCUAGUCUUCCUCCACCACCCAGACCCCCAUCACCUCUUCCGUUCUCUUACCCAUCUUCUACCUCCUCCUCCUCCCCCCCUGUCCUCGUCCCGCCUCAGCCGUCGGUCUAUAACACGCCCAUCAACCUGUACUCCACUGAGAAUGCGUGUGAGGUGGCCAUGGGGCAGAUGAGGGGCCUGUUGGAGAGUCAAGGUGGAGCUUUACCACUUCAGUUUAAUGGUGGACCUCAAAAUCUUUUGAAGGUUCCCAGGAAACAUGUUGUGGACACAGACAUCCAUUUCUACCACGUGCCCACUCACGCUGAUGCCAGCAGGAAGCGUAUAAUGGAGGACACGGAGGACUGGCGCCCACGCACAGGCACCACCCAGUCCAGGUCUUUCAGGAUUCUGGCGCAGAUCACUGGCACUGAGAACGCUCGAACUGAAGAAGAGGACUCGGCCAAGAAGUCAAAUGAGGAGAUGGAAGAGCCUGAACUCAGCUCCCAUCAGUCUGCAGUUGUCAAGACGAUGAUCAAAGGAAGUGCUUUGAACCACGGUCGUUCCUCUCAGACCAGUUUGAUCACGCCAUCUUUUGGGAUGAAGGGUAAUGGCAGCGCAGGUGUCUCGAGGGGUCCUGCACCAAGCCGGCCUGUCCCUCAGCCCCACCCUAAAGAUGAGGACACUCUGGUUCAGAUGGCUGAACAUAUUCCCGCUGGGAUGCGAACUCCUAUGUGUGCUCACUGCAACAUGGUCAUCAGGGGGCCAUUUUUGGUUGCUAUGGGAACAUCGUGGCACAAGGAGGAGUUUAACUGUGCCCACUGCCGUACCUCCUUGGCGGACAUAGGUUUUGUUGAAGAAAAGGGAUCUGUGUUCUGUGAACACUGCUACGAAGAUUUCUUUGCUCCAACUUGCAGCCGCUGUCAGGCUAAGAUACUGGGGGAGGUGAUAAAUGCCCUCAAACAAACAUGGCAUGCCUACUGCUUCCUGUGUGCUUCCUGCCAGCAGCCAAUCCGGAACAACACCUUCCACCUGGAGGAUGGAGAGCCCUACUGUGAGCAAGACUUCUACAAUUUGUUUGGGACUGGUUGCCAUGGAUGCGAGUUUCCUAUUGAAGCUGGGGACAAAUUCCUGGAGGCGCUUGGUUACACCUGGCAUGAUACCUGUUUUGUUUGUGCUGUGUGCUGUACCACUCUGGAGGGCCAAACCUUCUACUCUAGAAAGGAAAAACCUCUUUGUAAGAAGCACGCUCACACGAUCAAGAUAUAAAUAUUACAGCCUUUGAAGGAUUCUCUGGUCCUGAUCAGGAUGGCUGCAGAAAUAUUCACCCUACAAGGCGGAGGACUCUUCUGUCAGACAUCAAUGAGGCUUCAAGUUAAUGGAUGUUCACCUGAGAUUAUGCAACCAAUUUAACUUGAAUUUCACUCACCAAAUAAGUUUUGUACACUAGGAAGUUUUUGGCAUCAAGCAAUAAAAAAAAACCAAGUAUGACAUCAUAUCAAUUAUCCUGAUAUAAAAGUUGAUAGAUUCAAUGUUUUUCAUGGUUUCAUAUUUUUUUCAACUCUUUCGACUGAUUACUCAAAUCUAUUAGGUGUAUAAAUAUUUAUUCAGACCCUUGCAGACAUUAGCAUUAGCUUGUAGAACUGAUCAACAACUAUCAAAUAUUCAAGAAGAUAAAAAAUUAUCCAUUAUUAGACUAUUUUAUGUGUCUAUGCAUUAUAUGGUUUCUAAGUGCAAUUCAAAAUCUUUGCUUAAACAGUUUUUUUGCAGACUGGAAUAAAAGUUUGAGGUCACAAUUAAAGACAUUUUUGUAAAUUUAGUUUCACAUAUAUUUUCAAUGUGUUUUAUGUAGUCUUUAACUGAUUCAACUCAAUUAAAUGUUUGACCACAAAAUAUCAGUUCAUAAAAAUGUAAAAGUUUGUUAUUUAGGAACAAGAACCAUAAAAUACAGCUCUUGAACGCAUGUGAUGGAAAUCCCUCAUUUUAUAUAUUAUAGCGAUGUAAACGGAUUGCAUAACACACAGUCAUCCGGACAAUAGCCCGUUUUCAACAGGAAUAUAUUUUCUGUGCCAAAGUAUUUACACAUCUUAUUUUAUGUUUUAUUUAUUUCAUUGCAAACAAAAAAUGUAAGAAUUUCUUGUUGAUUUAAUCUUGUAAACAGUAUAACAUGUUGCUCUACACUUUAGUAAGUUUGUGCUGUGUCGAAAUUCAUAAUCCAUUACUUUGUUCAUUUUUUAAACAUCUUAGUAAAAAAAUAUUUUUUUUUUACCUUACAUGUUUCAGCUCGUAACUCUAGCCAUCAUCAGAGUUAGCCGGUGUUGGUGGCGUUGCUUCCGUUUAUCCGGGCAGCAGAGGGCAACAUUUUUUAUUUUACAAAGCUGUGUUAAAAAAAAAAGAGCAAAGUAAUGGACUUUGUUCUAAUUUUUGUCCCACAGUGUUAAGUGUAAACUAUACUUAGAGAAGAAAUAAAAAUCAGUACUGGCUUCAUGUAUUUACCUAUUUGGUUAGAAGUUAUUUUCAGGAUCUGCAGUAGGGAUUGGAUGUAAAUUAGCAUUUACAUUUUUUCUCUCCCUCCUUUGACCAUGGACUAUAAAUGUUGGUAUUUCCUUUGUUUAUUUCUGUAGGAAAAUAGAUGAUUUUAUUCUUCCCCAAAUAUGAAUCAAAUAUAAAAGCCUUCCAUCUUGCUGGAAUGUGGGGAUAAAAGGGGAUGAAUAAGUGUACAAUGGAAAACUUAUCAAAUUGUUUGUCGUAUCUACAAAUGAGCUCUUUUUAAAAUCCAAGAUGAAUAAAAUGUUCUUUUAAAAUCCCUCAAAA